AUGUUUCGCAAUAGAAAUUUUGAAACCCUGCUUGAAAAAGCCACUAGCCAUUUGUUAAUGGAGCAGGAUUUGGCUUCAACGCUGCAAAUGUGCGAUUUAAUUAGACAAGAUGAUAUACAACCAAAAUUCGCUUUGAACUCUUUGAAAAAGAAACUCAGCUCCGAAAAUCCCCAUACAGCAUUAUACGCGCUGUUGGUUUUGGAGAGUAUGGUAAAAAAUUGCGGCACUGUAUUUCAUGAAGAACUAACUACUAAAGCCUUCUGCGAUUUCCUCCACGAUUUAUCCAAAACCACCCCACACGAAAACGUACGCAAUAAACUUCUGGAACUAAUUCAAACGUGGAAUUUCGCAUUCAGAAAAAAUCCCAAGCAUGGCGCUCUUAAGGACCUCAUGAAUACCAUGAAAUUGGAAGGUCGCAAAUUCCCGGUGCUUAGAGAAUCGGACGCGAUGUUUUCGUCCGAUACAGCUCCCGAAUGGGCCGAUGGGGACGUGUGUCACAGGUGCAGGGUGCAAUUUGGUAUGCUACAGAGAAAGCACCACUGCAGAGCUUGCGGUCAGGUGUUUUGCGGGCUGUGUACCUCCAAGACCUCCACUUUACCCAAAUACGGAAUAGAAAAAGAGGUUAGAGUUUGCGAUGCUUGUUACGAUGAAAUUAUGAAACCUUCAUCGGCAUCGAAGUCCCGGGGUUCGAGCGAAACCGAUUUGCCCGAGGAGUAUUUGAAGAGCUCUUUGGCUCAACAGAAACAAGAUCCUCCCAAAAAAAGCGAGGAAGAACUAAGGGAAGAAGAAGAAUUGCAAUUGGCAUUAGCCUUGAGCCAGUCCGAAGCGGAGGCUAAAGAGAAGGAAAAAAAUCGAUCGACUUCUGCUAUAUAUUCCGUAAAAGCCGAUCCUAUGCAUGUCGAAAGACCCCAGUCUCCGCCUCAACCCCAAGUCGAAUCUAACACGGAAUUGGCCAGAUAUUUGAACAGAUCUUACUGGGCAUCUCUCUCUGGGAAAACCAACGAUCAAAACGAUCGUCCUACGAGCCCAUCGGCUCCCGCCACCGCUCCCAGUCAAAAUAUCGAACCUAAAUACAAAAACAAAGAAAACGGCUUGGGCGAUAACGAUCUAGAAGAUUUCAUGAAGACAUUAAAGGGCCACGUAGAGAUAUUCAUCAACAGGAUGAAAAGUAACUCCAGCAGAGGGAGAUCUAUUGCGAAUGAUACGAGUGUACAAACUCUGUUCAUGAAUAUAACAGCUAUGCAUUCGCGGCUGCUUCAUUACAUUCAAGAGCACGAUGACAGCCGCAUCCAUUACGAGUGUUUGCAGGAUAAAAUGACCCAAGUGAAGGAUGCCAGAGCGGCAUUGGAUGCUCUUCGCGACGAACACAAUGAGAAAUUGAGAAGGGAAGCCGAAGAACAGGAGAGGUUGAGGCAAAUGCAAAUGGCGCACAAGUUGGAGGUUAUGAGGAAGAAGAAACAGGAAUACCUCCAGUACCAAAGGCAAUUGGCGUUGCAAAGGAUUCAAGAGCAGGAGAGGGAAAUGCAGAUGAGACAGGAGCAGCAGAAACAGCAGUAUAUGAUGCCCCAAUAUGGAUUCAUCAACUCUCCUGUGCACGGGCAACCUUUCCCUCCUAACGUAGCACCUCCUAUGGGCAAUUACAAUCCCUAUCCGUUUCCACAGCACAUGAUGUCCUCUCAAAAUGCUCCAAACCAAGUAGGUGUAACUGGAGGUCCCCCUACACAUGGACCUCCUGUAAACUUUCCACAAGGCAUGCCGGUAGGUCCUUCGCACACAAAUAACAAUCCUCAGUUCGUAGGAGUCUCAGCUCCACAUAUGAUGGGAGUAGGUUUACCAAAUAUGCCGGGCAACCAACAGGGGUUGCCGCCUAACGUUGGAUUGCCUCAACAAGGGAUGCCGCCCCAAGGCCAGCCCAAUUUACCGCCCCAACAACAGGGGAUCUCACAACAUCAAGGCAACAUGCCUCCUAACCAAGGGGUUAUGUUACCUCCUCAGGGCGUGCAACAGCAGGGUAUGAUGCCUUUACCGGGAAAUAUCCCUCAAGGCCAGGGGUUGUCGAUGCAGGGACAGGGAAUGCCUCAGUUUCAACAACCUGGAGCGCCUCCUGCUAGUCCUCAGAUCAAAUCUAAUGGGGAAGCACAAACUGCUGAAUUGAUCAGUUUCGAUUAG
This is a messenger RNA of Phyllotreta striolata, 2169 nucleotides long. The record is from the annotation of a GenBank genome assembly. Lineage: Eukaryota; Metazoa; Arthropoda; Insecta; Coleoptera; Chrysomelidae.